Molecule: messenger RNA, 639 nt
Organism: Aegilops tauschii subsp. strangulata
Lineage: Eukaryota; Viridiplantae; Streptophyta; Magnoliopsida; Poales; Poaceae
Molecular function (GO): nucleic acid binding
Source: RefSeq, a predicted model, not a curated record
AUGUACCUUCGAUGCGCCGUCCACGACACCCCGAAGCAAGGGCGCAAGUGGCUGCCGGUGGCGGAAUUUUGGUACAAGUCCACGCUUCACUCGUCGCUCAAGUGCUCUCCCUUCAAGGUGCUCUACGGCAUCGACCCCAACCUGGGGGGCUUGCCACACUUCGACUCCGCCAUGCCAGCGGACGCACCAACGGGCGAGCUGUACUGGGGUGCGCACACUGAUCGGCUUCACGCACAACUUGCCCGUGCCCAGGCAAGCUUCAAGAAGCAGACAGACCUCCACCGGGCGGUGCGAGCGUUCGACGUUGGGGAACAGGUACUGCUCAAGCUACAACCGUAUGAUCAGUCUUCGAUCGUCAAUCGCCCCUGCCGGAACCUCUCCUACAAGUUCUACGGUCCGUUCAUGGUGGCCGAACGGAACGGUACACUGGCGUAUCGCCUGCAACUGCCGGCAGAUUGCCGCAUCCAUCCGGUAUUCCAUGUUUCCCAGUUGAAGCCUGUCAUUCCUGAUUACACCCCUGUCUUCUCUGAACUACCACGAGUACUUGAGCUGGUCACCGGCGAGGCGGAGCCCAUGGCCAUCUUGGAGCGUUGCAUGAUGAAGGAAGGGGACAUGCCAAUCAUCCAGCUACAAGUGUAA